AUGAGCACUGGCACAAAUUUGAAUACUUCUGAUGCAAAUUCCAGUAACAUUGAAGGUGGUUAUAAUGUGGAUAUAUCACCGGGGAUGACUGAAUAUUGGAUUCCUAAUUGUGAAGAUGGGAGCAAACCUAAGAUUGGUAUGACAUUUAGUACUUUAGACGCUGCUGUAUCAUUUUACAAUAACUAUGCUGCUAAAGUUGGCUUUGAUAUAAGGUCUAGUUCUAUUAUGAAGUCUAAGGAUGGAGUGAUUCUGAUAAAGUACAUUCUUUGUAGUAGAGAAGGGUAUAAGAAUGUUACCGGUAGUUCUACAUUGAAUGUAGAUGAAGCAUCAAGUUCUUCAAUUACAAAGAGGAGAAGAGUCUUAAAUAGGACAGGUUGCAAAGCCAGAAUUGUGUUCAAAUUCAUAGGAAGUCUUGGUUAUGGUGUUAAAAAAUUUGAGGAAAGACAUAACCACUGUAUGUCAUCAAUCCUAGCAAAACAGUUUCUAAAGAUCAAUAGGAACAUUGAUGUGGGACAUCAAAAGUUCAUUGCAAAUUGUGCACGAGCAAAUAUUGGGCCAACAAAAUCAUUUAACUUGUACAAGGAGAUGGUCAGCGAUUUUUCCAAUGUAGGUGCAACAAAUGUUGACUUUAAGAACUUCAAUAGGGAUAUUAGAGCAUAUAUAAUAGGUGCUAAUGGACAAAUGAUUGUGAAUAAUUUUUUUAAGAAAAAGGAGGUGUGUGAAGCAUUUUAUUUUGUAUAUGACAUUGAUGAAGAUGAGCACUUGUGCAAGCUUUUUUGGGCAGAUCCAAUUUCAAGAAAGAAUUUUGGUUGUUUUGGGGAUGUAGUAUCUUUUGAUGGAACGUAUCAAACUAACAGGUACGACAUGAUUUUUACACCGUUCACCAGGAUUGAUAACCACAAGAAAAGCAUUACAUUUGCAGUUGGAUUGUUAACAAAAGAGGACAUUGCAUCCUAUAUUUGGUUAUUUGAACACUUUAAGAAAGCAAUGGGUGCAGAGCCAAAAGUAAUUGUUACUGAUCAAGAUCCAACAAUGAGACAAGCAAUUCCAGCAGUAUUUAAUGAAGCUAGGCAUCGUUUUUGCAUGUGGCACACAUUAUGUGCAAGGAAGAAAUUGAACUCUGUUGUGUGGAGCUCAUACUUAGAACCUCUUGAAUUCGAGAAUGAAUGGAAAUCAAUCAUGGAAGAGUUUGAUUUAGUCAAUAACAACUGGUUUGUACAAAUGUUUGAGUUGCGAAGAUUUUGGAUACCAGCCUAUUUUAGAGAUGCUCCUAUGGCUGGUUUAUUGAGGACUACAUCACGCUCGGAAGGUGAAAAUGCUGUUUUUAGUCAAUUUACUACGCCUCUCUCUAGUCUUGUCCAGUUUUAUAUGCAGUUUGAGCGUGCUUUGGACUCUCAAAGACACAAUCAUGCAAAACUUACAAGUGAUAGUGAUGGGAACAUCCCAGAAAUGAAGACACCUUUGCCCAUUGAAAAGCAUGCUUCAACUGUAUACACACUCUCUAUUUUCUAUGAUAUUCAGAAGGAAAUAUGCACAACAUGUUUUAAUUGUCGAGUUUUGAGUAUUCGAGAAGAUGGUGGCAUACUAUAUUAUGAGAUCAAAGAUGGCAGUGAUAGAAAGUUUACUGUUGAGCACAAUGUAACUAAAAAGAAAGCUGUUUGUAGUUGCAAGAUAUUUGGAAGAAUUGGAUUGUUGUGUAGCCACACUUUUGUGGUUUUUAAGGAUUUGAACUUUGAUAAAAUCCCUAUGAAAUAUGUGUUGAAUCGAUGGACUAAGGAUGCAUCCUUAAAGCUUAUCUUCCAUAUUGAUGGUCUCACAUUUGAUCAAGGUGCAAGAAUGGAUGAGAGGAAGGUGUUGUUAGCGCAAUUGUGGGGUGAUAUGCAGUGUUGUAUUGGUCUAGCAGAAGAAGCAAAGUGGAUAAAUUUGUUGAAUUUCCACAAGUGA
Ipomoea triloba (trilobed morning glory) is the source of this 1944-nucleotide messenger RNA. Its product is annotated as protein FAR1-RELATED SEQUENCE 5-like. Gene Ontology annotation, biological process: regulation of DNA-templated transcription. The record is from RefSeq and is a predicted model, not a curated record. Lineage: Eukaryota; Viridiplantae; Streptophyta; Magnoliopsida; Solanales; Convolvulaceae. Bases 1 to 1944 code for a protein of 647 amino acids. The transcript has 4 exons. Gene Ontology annotation, molecular function: zinc ion binding.